AUGUUGCUGUUACACAAAAGGCUACACCACGUGAUUUCUGUUCAGGCAUCAGUGAUCACCAAGCCCUCCUCCACACCGCCAAAUAUCAUCUUCUUUUUGGCUGAUGACCUGGGAUGGGCGGACACAAGUUUCCGCGGCAACCCGCAGAUACCGACCCCGAACCUGGACGCUCUGGCGUCGUCGGGAAUCAUCCUGAACAACUACUACGUGCUGCCUUCCUGUACUCCGUCCAGGGGUGCUCUCAUGACUGGCCUCUACCCUAUUCAUACAGGGCUGCAGCAUUCCCUCCUACUGGAAGCGGAACCGCGGGGCCUGUCGCACAAUUUCACAAUCAUACCUGAGCACCUGAAAGAUCUGGGCUACACUAGUCACCUGGUUGGAAAGUGGAAUUUAGGUUACUACAAGGAAAGUUUCACGCCGACUUACAGGGGAUUCGAUUCUUUCUACGGCUACUACAACGGGGGCGAAGACUACUACACGCACACGUUCGCUGCGGUCUAUAAUAACGAAACAUACGUUGGACUAGACUUUUGGAAUAACACGACGCCUGUUCUGGAUCAAGGGGGCCAUUACUCAACGAGGUUGUUUACGAAAAGGGCCAUUUCGCUAAUUGAGGCUCACGAUAAAGCCAAGCCUCUCUUCUUGUACAUGGCACAUCAGGCCGCGCAUGUCGGUGACUACACCGUUGGGCUUAAAGCUCCUGCGUCCUCGGUGGCACACUUCCCCUACAUACACGACUUGAACAGGUCCAUACAUGCAGGGGCGGUCUACGAGCUGGACGAAUCUGUUCGCCUGGUGAUGGAGUCACUCAAGCGGAAAGGAAUGCUGGAGAACAGCGUCGUGGCCUUCAGCACCGACAACGGAGGUCUUCCGUGGGGUGAUGACUCCAACAGUGGCUUCAACUGGCCUCUGCGGGGCGGCAAGGCGACCCUGUGGGAAGGAGGCGUCAGGGGAGCAGCCUUUGUCUGGAGCCCCCUGCUGUCGAGAGUAGGUCGACUCUCGAACCAGAUGAUGCGCAUCACCGACUGGUUGCCCACUCUCUAUUCUGCAGCAGGAGGAGACGUGUCGAGGCUCGGUGAUAUCGACGGCAAGGACAUGUGGGAAGCCCUCUCCGAAGACCUUCCUUCUCCGCGACAUGAAAUCCUUCUCAACAUCGAUCCGGUCAACAAUAUCUCCGGGUUGAUCGUUGACAACCGCAAGGUAGUCCUUGGAACGUACCGUAGCGGAUUGUUCGAUGGCCGCGCGCCAGUGCCAGGGGGCACGCGACCCGUGGAAGGUCUCGACCGAAUGAUGCUGGACUCUCGAACCGGUGCUGUGCUCAGGGACUUCUACGACGUCCGCGAACUCGCGGUUAGGCCUAACUGGCGCCAAGAAGUGGUGGUAAACUGUUCUCGGCGCAACGCCGGGCGGAACUUUGUGGCCGCCAGUCCUCCCUACUACUUCGACAUACAGCUGGAUCCCUGCGAGCUCGACAACUUGUCGUCCACGAACGUGACGGAACUCGAGGAGAUGAUGCAAAAGCUCGCAGCCUACGCAGCGACCAUGGUUCCACCGGCCAAUUUACCGGUAGACCCCAGGGGUCUCCCGAAGUACCACCACGGAUUGGGGGCGCCUUGGCUCUGA
Molecule: messenger RNA, 1623 nt
Organism: Ixodes scapularis (black-legged tick)
Lineage: Eukaryota; Metazoa; Arthropoda; Arachnida; Ixodida; Ixodidae
Product: arylsulfatase B-like
Exons: 10
Coding region: 1-1623 (540 amino acids)
Source: RefSeq, a predicted model, not a curated record